This is a messenger RNA of Gossypium raimondii (Peruvian cotton), 1197 nucleotides long. RefSeq lists its product as uncharacterized. The record is from RefSeq and is a predicted model, not a curated record. NCBI's taxonomy places the organism in Eukaryota, Viridiplantae, Streptophyta, Magnoliopsida, Malvales, Malvaceae. The transcript is spliced from 2 exons. The coding region runs from base 1 to 1197 and encodes 398 amino acids.
AUGGCUUCUUCAGGAUUUUCUCCAGCAGCCCCACUAGCCUUCAAUGGGGAAAAUUUUCACAUUUUGGUGGUUAAAAUGAGGACUUACCUGCAGGCCUUUGAUCUGUGGGAAGUUGUUAAUAUCGAUGCUGAGCCAGCACCACUGAGGGCCAAUCCCACAGUGGCUCAAAUCAGACAACAUGCUGAUGAGAGGACCAAGAGGCACAAAGCCAUGUUCUGCAUUCAAAAUUGUGUUUCAAAUGUCAUUUUCACCAGAAUCAUGGCUUGUGAGACACCAAAACAAGCCUGGGACAAGCUCAAGGAGGAGUUUCAAGGCACUGAGAGGACAAGGCAACAUCAGCUAUUGAAUUUAAGAAGAGACUUUGAGAACUUAAAGAUGAAAGAAGAAGAAACUGUGAAGCAGUAUGCAUAUAUGAUUAUGGCAGUGGUUAACAGUAUAAGGCUCCUUGGUGAGCAGUUUGAUGAAGCAAGGAUAGUGGAGAAAGUCCUCUCUACCUUACCUGAAAGUUAUGAGGUAAAGAUAUCCUCUUUAGAGGUAUCAAGAGAUCUAGCUAGCAUCUCUUUGACUGAGCUAAUUAACACCUUCUAUGCUCAGGAGCAAAGAAGAGCUAGCAGAGUUCAAGACCACCAAGAAGGUGCCUUUCAAGCCAAAGCCAAAAAGACCUCGAGCACCAAGGCCAUCAAAGGCAAAAAGUUUUGGAAAAAUAGGCCUAAGCUUGAUGCUGCAAGUGACCAACCAUGCAGGAGAGAGCAUGUAGAAAGGGUGUGCAAAAGUAAAGGCAGACCUAAGCAGAUUCACUCACAACAGAAAAAUGAAGAGGUUCGAGUGGCUGAAGACAACAGUGACCAUGAAGAGCAAGUCUUUGCUGUGUCUUGCUUUGCUAGUGAGAAUAAGUGUUCAAAAGGUUGGCUAUUGGACAGUGGUUGCACUAACCACAUGUCACCAGAUGCAUCAUUGUUAAAAACUCUUGAUAAAAGCUGCAAAACCAAAGUUAAAAUUGGAAAUGGUGAGUUUAUAAAGGCUGAAGGAAAAGGGGAUGUGUUCAUAUGCACUCCCACAGGUGCCAAAGUCAUCUCAAAUGUGCUAUUGGUGCCUAAGAUUGAUAGGAACCUUCUCAGCAUUGCCCAACUGCUAAAGAAAGGUUAUUCAGUGGUGUUCAAGGGAAAUGAGUGCCAGAUUGUUGAUCCAAGUGGAUGA